GCUCGAUCAUUCGGUAAUGCAAGAAUUUAAUUGCUUCCCCGAUGUCUCUUUUUAGAAAUUUGUAGAAAACAAGCAUGGAUAUAAUAAUAGUAGUACGACGUGUGCCCCCCUGACAUUCUCUGGAUAUAUAUAUCGAGUGCCGCCGAUCUUCAAAGCCAUCCUUACCAGAGUCAAGGAACUUCAACACUGCCAACCUACAUUCCCACGUCUUGAUAAAAAAUGAAGGCUGUUGCCGCUGUCCUUGCCCUCGUGGCAGCCGUCCAGGCUCACUACACUUUCCCAUCGCUGGUUGCAAACGGCGGUGCUACCAACAAGUGGGAGUACGUGAGGAAGACAACGAACUACCAGAGCAAUGGACCAGUGACCGAUGUCAGCUCCGAGCAGUUCCGCUGCUACCAACUCGCCGCAGGCAACGAGGGCGCCAAGACGAUGACCGUAGCCGCCGGCUCCACCGUCGGCUUCACGGCCGACGCCUCCGUCUCGCACCCGGGGACCCUACAGUUCUACAUGGCGAAGGUGCCCGGGGGCCAGAAGGCGGACUCGUGGGACGGCGCAGGCGCAGUGUGGUUCAAGAUCUUCUCGCAGGGCCCGAACAUCUCGCCCAGCGGUCUGACCUGGCCCAGCCAGGGCGCCAAGGAGGUCACGACCAAGAUCCCGUCGUGCAUCCCCGCCGGAGACUACCUGCUCCGCGUCGAACACAUCGCUCUUCACUCCGCGGGCUCGGUCGGCGGCGCCCAGACGUACAUCUCGUGCGCGCAGCUCACUGUUACUGGCGGCGGCAGCAAGACCCCUACGAACCUUGUCUCGUUCCCUGGCGCCUACAAGGCUACCGAUCCUGGUCUAUUGAUUAACAUCUACUACCCGGUGCCCACUUCUUACACCGCUCCUGGUCCUGCUGUGUUCACCUGUUAAGUGGCUGUAGAGGUUAGGUGAUUUAGGUCUAUGGAGUUCGCGACGGGAAGAGAGUAAUACCAUGAGUCUCUAAAUAGAUGUCUUAACUUCAAGUCUUAGUACGUUUCACGUGUGAAAUCCCAAUUGACAGCUUCUACCUCG
Molecule: messenger RNA, 1053 nt
Organism: Daldinia decipiens
Lineage: Eukaryota; Fungi; Ascomycota; Sordariomycetes; Xylariales; Hypoxylaceae
Product: glycoside hydrolase family 61 protein
Exons: 3
Coding region: 220-912 (230 amino acids)
Source: RefSeq, a predicted model, not a curated record